UUCUGGAAGCUGAGCGUUAUGGAAUUACUCUCACCAAUAGUACUCGCUGUCCUGGGAAGCUGUCUUCUUUUCUUAUUCUCUCAGUGGAAGAAUUUGCGUGGACCCCCGUGCAUCCGGGGCUGGAUUCCCUGGAUAGGAGUCGCAUUUGAGUUUGGGAAAGCCCCUCUUGAAUUUAUAGAAAAAGCAAGAAUUAAGUAUGGACCAGUAUUUACCAUCUUUGCUAUGGGAAAACGAAUGACCUUUGUUACUGAAGAAGAGGGAAUUGACGUGUUCCUAAAAUCCAAACAUUUAGAUUUUGAACUGGCUGUACAAGGUCCUGUGUAUCACACAGCAUGGAUUCCAAAGAACAUCUUUUUAGCACUGAACGAAAAACUGCACGUGUUAAUGAAGGGAAAGAUGAGCCCUUUUAACAUUCCUCAGUUUACUGGGCAGCUGACUGAAGAAUUUCACGAGCAACUGGAAAAUUUCGGCACUCAUGGAACAAUGGACCUGAAGGACUUCGUAAGGUGUCUACUUUAUCCAGCCACUGUCAAUACUCUCUUUAAGAAAGGGUUGUUUUCUACAGACAAGAUGGACGUCAAGGACUUCUACCACCAUUUUAAAACUUAUGAUGAGGGUUUUGAGUAUGGAUCCCAGCUACCGGAAUGGCUUCUGAGAAGCUGGUCAAAAUCCAAAAGAUGGCUCCUGGCACUGUUUGAGAAAAACAUUGAAGAAAUAAAAGCUCAUGGAUCUGCAGGUCACUCUGAGACCCUCUUGCAGACCAUGCUGGAAAUUGUGGAGAUGGAAACACGUCAAUACAGUCCAAAUUAUGGACUGGUCAUGCUUUGGGCUUCUCUGGCCAACGCUGCUCCUAUUGCAUACUGGACACUUGCGUUUGUCCUGUCUCAUCCUGAUACCCACAGGACCAUUUUAGAAGGCAUAUCAUCUGUGUUUGGCACUGCAGGUAAAGACAAGAUUAAAGUGUCUGAAGAUGACUUGAAGAAGCUCUUUCUAAUUAAGUGGUGUGUUCUGGAAUCCAUCCGCUUGAGAGCCCCUGGUGUCAUUACUAGAAAGGUCGUGAAGCCAGUUAAGAUUUUGAGUCAUACCGUUCCUUCUGGCGAUCUGUUGAUGUUGUCUCCGUUCUGGCUACACAGAAACCCAAAGCACUUCCCCGACCCUGAGUCAUUCAAACCUGAACGCUGGAAAGAGGCAAAUUUAGAUAAGUUUGUUUUCCUGGACGGCUUCAUGGCGUUUGGAGGCGGGAAAUUCCAGUGUCCCGGAAGAUGGUUUGCUCUCUUAGAGAUUCAAAUAUGUAUCAUCUUGCUGCUUUACAAGUAUGAGUGCCGUCUUCUGGACCCAUUACCAAAACUGAGUUGUCUUCAUUUGAUCGGUGUCCCCCAGCCAGAUGGGAAAUGCAGAAUCGAAUAUAAACAAAGAACAUGACCUUCCUUGCGGCUCGAGAGGGUCACCACCUUCUGCAAGAGUGAAGUCACCCAGCCAGCUACUAUCCUCCCAGCUCCUUGACCUGAAGACAUCUUAGUGACACAACUGUUUCACAUCUGAAGACCAUGCCUCCGAUUUCACUGUUAGGAACACAGAAGCCCCAACUCAGGGUAUACAGAAAAGGUCCAAAUGAUUUUUUUUUAAAGUUGAUAAAAGGUUGGCUUCAUGUAUAAUCAUAUCAAAACUUCAAGUAAAAAUGCCAUUUGAAUGGAACUAUUGGUACAUUAAAUUCACUGUGAAAGCAACAUACUUAAAAUCCUAUUUUGCAAAAAACUAAAGUUUUGGGCACCGAAAAAUUAAAUAAAGAUUUCUAGGCAUUUUCCAUUUUUAAAAUGUGACUAGACUUUGGAAAUCUUAGGC
Molecule: messenger RNA, 1842 nt
Organism: Acomys russatus (golden spiny mouse)
Lineage: Eukaryota; Metazoa; Chordata; Mammalia; Rodentia; Muridae
Product: 24-hydroxycholesterol 7-alpha-hydroxylase
Exons: 12
Coding region: 19-1422 (467 amino acids)
Biological process (GO): bile acid biosynthetic process; cholesterol homeostasis
Molecular function (GO): oxidoreductase activity, acting on paired donors, with incorporation or reduction of molecular oxygen; steroid hydroxylase activity; heme binding
Source: RefSeq, a predicted model, not a curated record